Messenger RNA from Rotaria sp. Silwood1, 651 nucleotides. The record is from the annotation of a GenBank genome assembly. Lineage: Eukaryota; Metazoa; Rotifera; Eurotatoria; Philodinida; Philodinidae.
AUGGGAAAUAAGUUGGAUUCAUGUUUAGACUUAAAAAAUUACGUUUUACAAAAUGCUCGUAAAGGUGAUAUUAAAAAUAUAAUUGAUACAAUUGAUCAUUAUGGUUGGACUAAAAAUUGGUUAAUGAAUAUUGGUGAUCGAAAAGGUCAAACACUUGAUCAAGCUAUUCAACGAAGAAAACCAAAAACUAUUCUUGAAUUUGGUACUUUUCUCGGUUAUAGUUCAUUGCGAAUUAUUUCACAAUUACCAGAUGAUGCUCUUUUCAUAACAAUUGAUGUUGAUUCACAAGCACUUGAAAUUGCUCGUAGUAUUUUUGAAUAUGCUGGUGUAACAAACCGUGUAAAAAUUAUUAAUGAUUAUACGAAUAAUGUUAUUCCUCAUUUAAGUAAAAUUUUUAAUAUUGAUUCAUUCGAUUUUAUAUUUAUCGAUCAUUUCAAAUCUAUAUAUUUACGUGAUUUUAAAAUGCUUGAAGAUGCUGGAUUAAUUAAAUCUGGAACAAUGAUUCUUGCAGAUAAUGUUAUUACACCUGGUGCACCAGAUUAUUUAGAAUAUAUUCGAAAUAAUCCAAAUUAUACAUCAACAUUUUAUAAAGAAAAACUUGAAUAUCAAAACGAGAUAGAUGAUGGUAUUGAAAUAUCAAUUCGAAAAUAA